This is a messenger RNA of Didymella exigua CBS 183.55, 381 nucleotides long. RefSeq lists its product as uncharacterized. NCBI's taxonomy places the organism in Eukaryota, Fungi, Ascomycota, Dothideomycetes, Pleosporales, Didymellaceae. The annotation marks the transcript as partial. The transcript has a single exon. The record is from RefSeq and is a predicted model, not a curated record.
GCCACAGGGACUGCGGCUAUGUCUCGUCCCACGACCACUGUCACCGUCGGCGAAGCAGGCAAGCUCAUCUUCUCGCCAUCGUCACUGAACGCUUCUGCUGGCUCAGUCAUCGCGUUCGAUUUCCUUGGACUCAACCAUACACUAACUCAGAGUACCAUCGGGAAUCCAUGCCGCAGCAAUCAGGGGCUUAACACAGGAUUUCAACAAUUUAAUCCGGCUAAUGUGAGCGGGAAGUUUAUUGUCGAGAUCAAGGUCACCGACCAAGACCCGAAAUGGUUCUUCUGCGCGCAAACGGUGAAGCGCUCUCAUUGUCAGGCUGGUAUGGUCUUCAGUUUAAAUCCUCACGGAACGCAUGCUCAGUUUCUUCACAAUGCCCUAGCG